AUGCGUCUUCUCAAUGCGCUCCACGCCGACGGAGUGCCAGUAAAGAUCGUUCGUUUGCUUGAUGACAUGGGUCAACGAACAGCUGCUGCAGUCAGAACACCACCCGGAUGUACAACACCGUUUGAAGUGAUAACUGUAGAAGCCAGUACAAAACUUCAGCAUGUUGUCGACCUUGUAUCGCAGUUGGCUGCAACCUAUGGACUACAUCUACGCCCUGAUAAAUGCAAGGAGAUGAUAUGGAAUAGCGACGAAUGGAUUGAUUCUGUGCAAGCUCUCGCUGAAGAUCGAGAAGGUUGGGCAGAGCUAUGUUCAAUGACAGCAUACCUCUGUAAAGAUGCGGACAAUGGUUGUACAUUCGACGUCUGGUACAAUCGUUACGAGGACGUUAUCUCAAAGGACCGCGCUACUUUGGACGAUGUAGCGAAAGCUCGACUAAUCAUCUCCAAACUCGACACCGUCGCCUCGCCAACCACAUUCUUCCUGAAAGAGCAUGCGAUGUUUUCUUAA
Molecule: messenger RNA, 507 nt
Organism: Necator americanus (New World hookworm)
Lineage: Eukaryota; Metazoa; Nematoda; Chromadorea; Rhabditida; Ancylostomatidae
Exons: 4
Coding region: 1-507 (168 amino acids)
Source: RefSeq, a predicted model, not a curated record